UGGCCCGUGGGCGAAUCAGGGCCCCAACACCCUCCCCUCCUCGCAGGGACCCCGGAGAACGGCAGCGAGCCUGAGAGCAGGUCCCCGGACAACAGGACCCAGCUGGCCCCCGCGUGCAUGCCAGGGGGACGCUGGUGCCCUGGACCUGGAGCCGACAUCUGCUUGCCGCUGGACGCCUCCUGCCACCCCCAGGCCUGCGCCAGUGGCUGCACGUCAGGGCCAGGGCUACCCGGGGCCCCCUAUGUGCUAUGGAGAGAGUUCCUCUUCUCCGUUCCCACGGGGCCCCCCGCGCAGUGCUCGGUCACCCUCCACGGCCAGGAUGUCCUCAUGCUCCCUGGUGACCUCGUUGGCUUGCAGCACGACGCUGGCCCUGGCGCCCUCCUGCACUGCUCGCCGGCUCCCGGCCACCCUGGUCCCCAGGCCCCGUACCUCUCCGCCAACGCCUCGUCAUGGCUGCCCCACUUGCCAGCCCAGCUGGAGGGCACUUGGGCCUGCCCUGCCUGUGCCCUGCGGCUGCUUGCAGCCACGGAACAGCUCACCGUGCUGCUGGGCCUGAGGCCCAACCCUGGGCUGCGGCUGCCUGGGCGCUAUGAGGUCCGGGCAGAGGUGGGCAAUGGCGUGUCCAGGCACAACCUGUCCUGCAGCUUUGACGUGGUCUCCCCAGUGGCUGGGCUGCGGGUCAUCUACCCUGCCCCCCGCGACGGCCGCCUCUACGUGCCCACCGACGGCUCAGCCUUGGUGCUGCAGGUGGACUCUGGUGCCAACACCACGGCCACGGCUCGCUGGCCUGGGGGCAGUGUCAGCGCCCACUUUGAGAAUGCCUGCCCUGCCCUGGUGGCCACCUUCGUGCCCGGCUGCCCCUGGGAGACCAAUGAUACCCUGUUCUCAGCGGUAGCACUGCCGUGGCUCAGUGAGGGGGAGCACGUGAUGGACGUUGUGGGGGAAAACAGCGCCAGCCGGGCCAACCUCAGCCUGCGGGUGACGGCGGAGGAGCCCAUCUGUGGCCUCCGCGCCACGCCCAGCCCCGAGGCCCGUGUACUGCAGGGAGUCCUAGUGAGGUACAGCCCCGUGGUGGAGGCCGGCUCGGACAUGGUCUUCCGGUGGACCAUCAACGACAAGCAGUCCCUGACCUUCCAGAACGUGGUCUUCAACGUCAUUUAUCAGAGCGCGGCGGUCUUCAAGCUCUCAGUAGAGACAGUGGCUUCUUAUGUUGCCCCGGUUGGUCUUAAACUCCUGGCCUCAAGGGAUCCUCCUGUCUCAGCUUCCCACAGUGCUGGGAUUACAGGGGACCAACAAGGCACCAUGGCGCAGAAGGGCCAACUCAGUGACGAUGAGAAGUUCCUCUUUGUGGACAAAAACUUCAUCAACAGCCCAGUGGCCCAGGCUGACUGGGCCGCCAAGAGGCUCGUCUGGGUCGCCUCGGAGAAGCAGGGCUUCGAGGCAGCCAGCAUUAAGGAGGAGAAGGGGGAUGAGGUGGUUGUGGAGCUGGUGGAGAAUGGCAAGAAGGUCACGGUUGGGAAAGAUGACAUCCAGAAGAUGAACCCACCCAAGUUCUCCAAGGUGGAGGACAUGGCGGAGCUGACAUGCCUCAACGAAGCCUCCGUGCUACACAACCUGAGGGAGCGGUACUUCUCAGGGCUAAUAUAUACAUACUCUGGCCUCUUCUGCGUGGUGGUCAACCCCUAUAAACACCUGCCCAUCUACUAGGAGAAGAUCGUCGACAUGUACAAGGGCAAGAAGAGGCACGAGAUGCCGCCUCACAUCCACGCCAUCGCAGACACGGCCUACCGGAGCAUGCUUCAAGAUCGGGAAGACCAGUCCAUUCUAUGCACAGGCGAGUCUGGAGCCGGGAAAACCGAAAACACCAAGAAGGUCAUUCAGUACCUGGCCGUGGUGGCCUCCUCCCACAAGGGCAAGAAAGACACAAGUAUCACGCAAGGCCCAUCUUUUGCCUACGGAGAGCUGGAAAAGCAGCUUCUACAAGCAAACCCGAUUCUGGAGGCUUUCGGCAACGCCAAAACAGUGAAGAACGACAACUCCUCACGAUUCGGCAAAUUCAUCCGCAUCAACUUCGAUGUCACAGGUUACAUCAUGGGAGCCAACAUUGAGACCUAUCUGCUAGAAAAAUCACGGGCAAUUCACCAAGCCAGAGACGAGAGGACAUUCCACAUCUUUUACUACAUGAUUGCUGGAGCCAAGGAGAAGAUGAGAAGUGACUUGCUUUUGGAGGGCUUCAACAACUACACCUUCCUCUCCAAUGGCUUUGUGCCCAUCCCAGCAGCCCAGGAUGAUGAGAUGUUCCAGGAAACCGUGGAGGCCAUGGCGAUCAUGGGUUUCAGCGAGGAGGAGCAGCUAUCCAUAUUGAAGGAGGUAUCAUCGGUCCUGCAGCUUGGAAAUAUCGUCUUCAAGAAGGAAAGAAACACAGACCAGGCGUCCAUGCUGGAUAACACAGCUGCUCAGAAAGUUUGCCACCUCAUGGGAAUUAAUGUGACAGAUUUCACAGUCCUCACUCCUCGUAUCAAGGUUGGGCGAGAUGUGGUACAGAAAGCUCAGACAAAAGAACAGGCUGACUUUGCUGUAGAGGCUUUGGCCAAGGCAACAUAUGAGCGCCUUUUCCGCUGGAUACUCACCCGCGUGAACAAAGCCCUGGACAAGACCCAUCGGCAAGGGGCUUCCUUCCUGGGGAUCCUGGAUAUAGCUGGAUUUGAGAUCUUUGAGGUGAACUUCGAGCAGCUGUGCAUCAACUACACUAACGAGAAGCUGCAGCAGCUCUUCAACCACACCAUGUUCAUCCUGGAGCAGGAGGAGUACCAGCGCGAGGGCAUCGAGUGGAACUUCAUUGACUUUGGGCUGGACCUACAGCCCUGCAUCGAGCUCAUCGAGCAACUGGAACCCUAGGUGAAUUCAAGUCAAGCAACAAAUUCAUUUGCAAGAAUUAUGAACUCGGCUGGGCGCAGUGGCUCACACCUGUAAUCCCAGCACUUCGGGAGGCCGAGGCAGGCAGAUCACGAGAUCAGGAGUUUCAGACCAGCCUGGCCAACGCAGUGAAACCACAGCUCUACUAGAAAUACAAAAAAUAACUGGGUGUGGUGGUGGGCACGUGUAAUCCCAGCUACUUUGGAGGCUGAGGCAGGAGCAUUGCUUGAACCCGGGAGGUUGCAGUGAGCCAAGAUCGUACCACUGCACUCUAGCCUGGGCGACAGUGCGAGACUCCAUCUCAAAAAAAAAAAAAAAAGUUCCCACCAAUUUAGCCUUUCCAAUCGAUGACAGCUGCCAACCUUAUCAGGUAGUGAGAGCUUUGGUGAGAGCUCUGAGUCAAUAGGAAGGCAGUUACAAUAUUUAAAUUCAAAUUCUUUUCACAUAUGGUUUUUUUUUUAGCAGCUAAUAGAUGUUCCCUUUACCCUGCACUUGAUUCCCCAAAUCUAAUGUAUGAUAGUAAAAUUAUGAAUAUAUGAAUAAUUUGCACACAUUAAAUUUUGGAAUUGCUCUGAAAA
Molecule: messenger RNA, 3494 nt
Organism: Gorilla gorilla gorilla (western lowland gorilla)
Lineage: Eukaryota; Metazoa; Chordata; Mammalia; Primates; Hominidae
Product: myosin-11-like
Biological process (GO): actin filament organization
Cellular component (GO): myosin complex; cytoplasm; actin cytoskeleton
Molecular function (GO): microfilament motor activity; actin filament binding; ATP binding
Source: RefSeq, a predicted model, not a curated record